Messenger RNA from Mercurialis annua (annual mercury), 579 nucleotides. RefSeq lists its product as uncharacterized. NCBI's taxonomy places the organism in Eukaryota, Viridiplantae, Streptophyta, Magnoliopsida, Malpighiales, Euphorbiaceae. The record is from RefSeq and is a predicted model, not a curated record. Gene Ontology annotation, molecular function: nucleic acid binding. The transcript is spliced from 5 exons. Bases 1 to 579 code for a protein of 192 amino acids.
AUGGAAGAAGUCCAUGGAUCUACAUAUAGUAUACAUCCUGGAUCAACAAAGAUGUAUCAUGACAUCAAGAAGAUGUAUUGGUGGAGUGGAAUGGAAAAGGAUAUUGCGGAGCUUUGGGAACGGAUUACAAUGGAUUUCGUAGUCGGUUUGCCAAAAGCACAAAAAGGCUAUGAUUCUAUAUGGGUAGUUGUGGAUCGUCUGACAAAGUGCGCUCACUUUAUUCUUAUUAAGACGACGUAUACUGCGGCAAAGUUGGCACAAUUCUAUCAUUUGAGCAUUGAAAUGGCUCCUUAUGAAGCUUUUUAUGGACCUAAGUGUAGAUCCCAUAUAUGUUGGAAUGAAGUUGGAGGACAGGAGCAGAGACUGUUUAGAUUACCUCGGAAAAGUUACGUACAUUCCAAGAGAAAAGACGUAGAGUUUCAAGUUGAAGACUGUGUUUUUUUCAAAAAAUCACCGAUGAAAGGUGUAAUACGUUUUGGCAAGAAAGGAAAGUUAUCACCAAGGUAUAUGGGACCAUACCCGAUUAUAGAACAAAUGUAUUUAGAUAUGUUCGUAGUCAUUGUUCCUUUAAUAUUUUGA